AUGACGACACCGGUCAUGACUCCGCCCCCAAUCGCAACUGACGCUCUUCGAGCGAUUUCUGAGAAUUAUUUAUUGGAAAAAUUUCGCAACCGUUCUGAAUCGAAAGACAGUCAAUCCAUCGACAAGAAAGAAGAAAUCGAUAUGAUUCAAGUUUUGUUCGAAAAUUCCAGUGAUUUGCUCAAAGUGUACGGAUCUCCUGAAGAAUUUGUCGAUAAUUUGAAGAUUUAUCGAAAUUUCACGACGAGUUACAAGUAUUUCGAGACAAAACCGGCGAUUCCAUUCUAUACAAGUCCAAUCGCAUACGAAAGUCUGAAAGGAGGGAUAUUUAUGGCCAAAGCAGAUUUCUAUGUGAUUUUAGAGAAUAUUGCACUGAGAAAUCUUCAUCCGAAAUCGAACUCAAAUUCCCACGAAGUUGGUGUGUAUUGUGCAUUUCUUGCGCAUUUUCUCAAAAUUAAAUCGAAAGAUGUCAAUCGGAAAUUGGAAUUCGUUCGAUUUGAUAAGAAGGAAAUCGAUGAUAUCGAGAAUGAGUUUGUGAAAGGAAUGGAGCUUUCCGAAGGGCCGCUCUCAACAGACACUUCAUUUCAUGGACGCAAAUCUCCCGGCGGAACGAUAAAACAAUUUAACAAGAAAAUGAGGGAAUAUCUCCCGGGAGUCGCCGAUGAUGAUGCACUUUUUCAAAGUCUGGAAUCAGCAAAUUGUAGUUUUGACAAGGAAGAAAGACCACUCCGAUUAGCUCAAUUGUUGUAUGAAUUGGAAACUAUGAGAAGUUGUUUGAAGGGAAUAAUCAAUAAACGUCCUCACUUGUUCCUUCGGAAAUCUAAGGAGACCCAACCAUCAUCACCGAUUGUCGUCAGAAUGUUUGAGGAUGGUGACCGUCAAUUUGUAAUGAACGGAGAGUUUUUGAAAGCGGUCAAUCUGGAUGUAAACUACUCGCCUAAAGUUUUUUAUGGAGUUCUUGAUAUGAAGGAAGUAUUGGAGAAAUAUAAGGAUCAUGUGGAUCAAAUUGAGUUCAUCCGUACACCAAUCCUCCGUUCGAAACACAAGGCAGUGCCCAUUCGAUUGAUAGAUAGUCUAGAGUUCUGUGUUCUCGCCGUCGAUGGUCUAUUCGAAGUUCUCAAAGAACUUAUUCUCGGAUGGAAACUGUUCCAACACACUGAAAUAUGGCCGAUAGGAAUAUUCAAGCAGAUUCAUACGGUUUUCGACCCAAAAGUUACUAAUCCAUAUUUCGUCAAUCUCGCUGUCCUGAAUAAUCUGAAAAAAUCAAUAAACCAGAACUGCCUGGCCACGUCAUCUCCACUCUCAGAGAUUCGCGACGUGAAACAACCCGGAUUCACCAUACGAAAGCUCCGUAAAGACCUGAAAUUCCUGGGACUCGAGAAUCAUUUUCCUGAAAUUACGGAUCACGCUGAAAUUGUUUAUAAAGAAGUGAUGGAAUAUCAAAAGGAGAGUAAUCCGAGAAUUUGUGACAUGUUUGAUGCGGUGGAAAAGUGCCAGUUACGCUGCAUUUUCGAUAGGGUUCCAGAGCUAAAAACCUUCCUUCACUAUCAAAAAUCGUGCUCACGAGUCAUCGGUCUUAAAUGUGACAUUUGUAAUGGCGCAGUCCCUGAGUCCAUCGAGACGAUUGAGAUUUCUGCAACGACUGAAUCACUCAAUGCUUUGGAAAUUUCGAAAUCGAGCAAAUCGAACAAGAAAAAUGAGAAGAUUGAGAAGAUGAAAAAUGAUGCAUUGACUCAACAGAAGACAAUGAAGGUAAAUAAGAAGAAAAAGAUCGCCGCCCUCGAGAAAGAAGUAUCUGAGCUGAAGGAAAAACAAGAAGAAGAUCGUGGCAAGGAACUCGAAAAAUUGACGAAGGAAAAGCUCGAACCGAGCACUCGUUGCAGUACCGCUGUAUUGAAGUUAGAAAUUUCUAGACAAGCCGCAACUAUCAAUAAAAUGGGAAGAGAGAAAGGACAACUGAAGGCGGAAAUUGCGAGAUUGAAGGCAAAUAAAACCACACUCGUCGAGGCGAAAUCCCAUAAUGUGGCAACUAUCAGUAGGUUGGAAAAAGAGAACAAAUCGUUGAAGUCAUUGAAUGCCAACAGUAUGGAAUUGAUGACAAAUGCCGUUGCUCGAGAAGAAGCAAAAUUCGAGGAAAUGCGCGAGAAGUUUUCCAAGAGAAUUGCGGAAUUGGAGCAGGAGUUGGAGAGAAACCGCCAACAAGCUCCACCCACUCCCACUCCGUCUUCCUCAGCCGUAGCCUCGUCUUCACGUAGACUAGACGGAAAUUGCGGGAAUUGCCGGACCUUCUUGAACCAAUCGGCGCCAACGAUGGAAUGUCAGCAGUGUAGAAGAAGAUUCCAUCCAGAGUGUGUAACCGGAUGUUGGGGAAUGAAAGACGUGUGUUCGCAUUGCUUGGGACAACUUCUCAUCAUCGAAUAA
Messenger RNA from Caenorhabditis remanei, 2418 nucleotides. RefSeq lists its product as uncharacterized. Lineage: Eukaryota; Metazoa; Nematoda; Chromadorea; Rhabditida; Rhabditidae. The transcript is spliced from 15 exons. The record is from RefSeq and is a predicted model, not a curated record. Gene Ontology annotation, cellular component: membrane raft. The coding region runs from base 1 to 2418 and encodes 805 amino acids. Gene Ontology annotation, biological process: innate immune response.